This is a messenger RNA of Dermacentor albipictus, 1930 nucleotides long. Its product is annotated as arylsulfatase B-like. Lineage: Eukaryota; Metazoa; Arthropoda; Arachnida; Ixodida; Ixodidae. The record is from RefSeq and is a predicted model, not a curated record.
GCCGAUAAGGCACUUCGGAUUCCUGCUGGCUGCUCGCGUAGAGUAAAAGGACCGACGUGAAAGCGCGCAGACAAUGUCAUACCUGAACAGCAAAUGCACAACGAUGAAAGCUACCAAUCGGAGCAAGCAGGAGUCUAAUGCUGCCACCAUUUCUAAAUGGUUCGGAGGCAUCGGGCUAUCCUGCCUGGCUCUCCUUGUCAUGGCAAUGCUGUCAAAGUACUCAAGUAAGCGGCAACCUGAUAUUGUGGUUUUUAUUGCCGACGAUUUGGGAUGGGACGACGUCAGUUUUCACGGGUCUUCCCAAAUCCCCACUCCAAACUUGGACGCAUUAGCGGCAGAUGGUAUAAUACUGAACAACUUCUACGCCCAGCCUUCUUGCAGUCCUUCAAGAGCAGCUUUCAUGACUGGGCGCUACCCGAUACGCACAGGCAUGCAGCACUAUCCAAUAGACUUGGGCGAGCCCUGGGGGCUGUCGAUGGACGAGCGAAUCCUGCCCGAGUACCUAAGGGAGCUCGGCUACGAAACACGCCUAGUUGGGAAGUGGCACCUUGGCUGCUACAAGAAAAGCAUGACGCCCACUUAUAGAGGUUUCGAUAGCUUCUACGGCUUCCACUACGGAGAGGAGGACUACUAUAGCCACAACGCAACAUUUGAAAACCAUACAGGUCUCGACUUCUGGUUGAACACGGAGCCAAGGUGGUCCGACUCUGGAAUAUAUUCCACAACACUCUACACAGAAAGAGCCCAGUAUCUCAUACGCAACAGAAAGAAGCCACUCUUUUUAGUAGUGAGCUACCAGGCAGCACAUGGGACGGCAGGUCCUGAGCUACUUCAAGCACCACCGGAGAACAUCGAGAAGUUUCCCUACAUCCAAGAUAAAAAAAGGAAGAUAUUUGCUGGCGUUGUAGAUGCAAUGGACCACUCCGUAGGACAAAUCUUCAAAACGAUGGGAGAAACCGGGAUGCUGGAAAACGUUGUCAUGCUCUUUACAAGUGACAACGGUGGAACUCCGUUCGGCUACCACUCGAGUCGAAGCUUCAACUGGCCUCUGCGUGGAGCAAAAUUUUCUCUUUGGGAAGGCUCCACCAGAGUGGCGGCUUUCGUCUGGAGUCCCCUGUUGGAGCGGACUCGAAGGGUGUCAAGCCAGCUGAUGCACCUCACGGACUGGUUCGCAACAUUCUACAAGAUCGCAGGUGGCGACGAAUCGAGCUUGGAGCUGGUGGACGGAUUGGACAUGUGGCAGUGCUUGUCCACGGGCUCGGAUUCCGUUCGCCAGGAGAUUCUGUACAACGUCGAUUUCCUGGACUCAACGAAGUCCUUUGUGGCAGCUAUCCGCGACUCGCGGUACAAGUUGGUACUCGACGCAGCGGGUGCUCAUGACAACCGCCACCGAACAAUAGGCGGUCAUCGUCCUAGCAGAGACCUCGAUGAACUGCUCGCGCGGUCAACCACUGCUGGCGUGCUGAAGGAUCUGUACAAGGUGGAUCGCCUAAACUUCCCUAAGGGCUGGAGACAGAGAGCGACAAUUUCGUGCGGUGGAGGACCAAGCAAAAGCUUCUCACCCAAUGAUACGGUGUUCCUGUUCGACAUCGUCCAGGAUCCGUGCGAGCUGAACAACGUGGCCGAAAAGCACCCGAAGAUCGUAGCCUCUCUGAGAAAACGCAUUGAUGCGUACCGAGCCGUAGUUGUACCAGCCCGAAACCAGCCUAAAGACCCUGCAAGCUUCCCAGAGUACCACAAAGGAAUAUGGGCGCCUUGGGUUGACUCCUCGUAACACUCACAAGGAUUGAACCACCUUUUGUGCUUAAAGUCGGCACUGUGACUUCAAGCACUGCUGCAAACGUCAGCAUGAUCAUAAUUAUUGUGACUACAGACGAGUGGGACCAUCUCCCCGGCAAAUUCAUAGUGAAAUAAAGUACUCUAAAACAGU